AUGCCUCGCCACACCAUCACAGCGCUAGACAGUAUCGCCCGACGUCUCCUCCCCUCUGGUGCCCCCCUCCGCUCCUCAGAACGGCGACGCAUCACACGAGGACAGGGAGGGAAGGACAGGGCGGGAAACCAAGUGGUGCUGAAUCCAGGGGUGAGAAGAUCGGCAAGGCAGGCCGCGAUGAGGGAGAAGCAGAGCGCGUCGUUUGUUGAUGUUGAAGAGGAGAAUGGAGAAGAAGAGCAUGAUGAGGAAAUUGGUGGUAAGGAGAAGACACGACGAAGACGACGACAGCGUUUCUCUCUCGGUGAACUUGAACUGUCUGUCCCUCCUGCCGAGUUGAAAGCUGGAGAGCUCCCUCCUCCCUCCUCAGAUCUACUCAAGACGAUCCACCACAUGGCUGCUUCGCAAUAUGCCUCACAGUCCCUCCUCUUCCAAAGCUCCGCUCGAGCUAAAAGAGAACGAAGGCUCGCUCGUCUUAAGCUUGACCAGAAAAACCGUGCGAAACAUGGGGGGAAGAUGACCAGGGAGCUUGGUGGAGACGGUCCAGAAGAAGAGAGUGAGGAGGAGGACGAGGAAAGCCGUGUGGAUAGAGAAGGGGAUGGCAGAGUAAGAGAUUUGUACAGAGCUUUUGAUGGUAGCGCGUUGGCUGUAUUGGGUGUGCUUCUGCAAGAACACAUCAAACAUCAGAUGCUUUCGAAACGAACUUAA
Molecule: messenger RNA, 705 nt
Organism: Dacryopinax primogenitus
Lineage: Eukaryota; Fungi; Basidiomycota; Dacrymycetes; Dacrymycetales; Dacrymycetaceae
Exons: 4
Coding region: 1-705 (234 amino acids)
Source: RefSeq, a predicted model, not a curated record